This is a messenger RNA of Chironomus riparius, 837 nucleotides long. NCBI's taxonomy places the organism in Eukaryota, Metazoa, Arthropoda, Insecta, Diptera, Chironomidae. The record is from the annotation of a GenBank genome assembly.
AUGUGGUCACUGAAAUACGAAGAUUUCAAAAUCUAUUGUAUUACAGCAGCAUCAUUAUUGGCUUUUGUUGUAUUAAGAAUUUUCAUUCGUGGAAAGAGCUACAAAAAAUAUACACGUUGCGAUGGAAAUGUUGUUGUGAUAACAGGCGGAAAUUCGGGUAUAGGAAAGGAAACUGCCAUCGAGUUAGCAGCACGCUUUCAAAAAGAAGAGAAACAACUUGAUAUUCUUAUCAACAACGCCGGUGUCAUGGCGAUACCAUUAUGUCGAACAGAAGAUGGACUUGAAAUGCAAAUGGGUGUUAAUCAUAUGGGGCAUUUUCUGUUGACAAACUUGCUGCUGCCGAUGCUGAAGACAUCACAGCCAAGUCGUAUUGUAAACGUGUCAAGCAUGGCACAUCGUUGGGGUAAAAUAAAAACGGAUGAUCUGAACAGCGAAAAGUCAUAUUCAAAUGUUUAUUGCUAUGCGAAUAGUAAAUUGGCAAAUAUUCUCUUCACGCGAGAGCUUGCAAGGAGGCUUAAGGAUACAAAAGUAACGGCAAAUGCUCUUCAUCCAGGCGUCAUAAAUACCGAACUCUCACGACAUACUGGUGAAAUAUCAUUUUUCUUCUCGAAAUAUUUCGUUAAGCCUGCAAUGUAUAUCUUUAAUAAGACACCAAAGCAAGGCGCUCAAACGACAAUUUAUGCAGCUCUUGAUCCUGAUCUUGAGAAUGUGAGCGGACAAUAUUUUUCUGAAUGUGGUUUCGAGAAAGUAUACGAGCAGGGCUUAGACGAUGACAUGGCUAAAUGGCUUUGGAACAUUAGUGAGAAAUGGACGAAACUCAGCUCGAAAUCAGAGUAG